This is a messenger RNA of Mandrillus leucophaeus (drill), 902 nucleotides long. RefSeq lists its product as uncharacterized. The record is from RefSeq and is a predicted model, not a curated record. NCBI's taxonomy places the organism in Eukaryota, Metazoa, Chordata, Mammalia, Primates, Cercopithecidae.
GGGGUGCUGCACUAGGAACCCCACCUCCGGGAGAAAGGCACCACGAGGUCAUCUGUUUACUCUGGGAUUAGCGGCUCCCCGCGGGAGUUCUUUUCCUACGAGAUGAAAAGAAAGCGGACAAUCUGUCAGGUAAACAGGCCGCAUUGUUCCCAGCCAUGUCGGGGGCCCCUUUGUGGGCCGGGCCUUUGAGAUCGGUUGCUCCCUUGCACAGGGAGAGAGCUUACUUAAAGGGAAUGGAACGGAAUGGGAGGCCCCAGCUGGUGGGCAGGUCGCCUGCUGCUGAUACAGGGAGGGACAGAGGGCUUGGACAAUUCCGGCUUUUCCUUAGCUGCUCUCCUUGCAAGCCCCUUCCUCCCCAUGGGUCUCUUGAUGAGUCCAACAAGACAGGCACGGAGCCCGAUCUCACAGAUGGGGAAGCUGAGGCCAGCGGCAGCUUCCCCCCCCCGCACAGAAGAGAGCUCCUGGCAUUCCAGCAGCGGGUGGCUGGAAGAAAACCAGGGACCUGGUCUAACCACCUCACUCUUCAGAUGGGGAAUAGCUGGAGACACAGGAAUUGGCAGAGCACGAUUUCUGCACUGGAGGCUUCCCCAUGUAUCCCUGCUGGGUAGCGGGGAACUUGGGAGCCACGACCAUCCCCACCAGUGGGCUGUCAGUUUUAUGGAUUCCCAGAAUAUUUAACAGCUGAGUGGAUGGGACUGGUCAAGGCCGGCCUGUUUCCUCCCACAUCUACCCAUAAGGUAUCUUCCUGGGAAGCAGGGAAGACAGUGCAAGCCCCGCCCCGCAACUUGUUGGCGACAGAGCCGGAAGCGUGGAAAAAUCUCAUGCUGCUCCCAAAGUCCAGGGAGAGCUCAAAGCAGGCUGCGUGGAAAAAGGCCCAGAGCUGUGGCCAGAGAGAGGAGUAG